Molecule: messenger RNA, 423 nt
Organism: Aplysia californica (California sea hare)
Lineage: Eukaryota; Metazoa; Mollusca; Gastropoda; Aplysiida; Aplysiidae
Exons: 3
Coding region: 1-423 (140 amino acids)
Source: RefSeq, a predicted model, not a curated record
AUGGAACUGGUGGGCAAGUGGAACCACAGGCCUAUCAUUGAUGCGGCUUUCCACCCAUGCGUCAUUGCGGAGAACGCCCGUGACGAGAUCAAGACGAGCACUGACGCGUAUGUGACGUAUGUAGGGACAACCUACCUGGGAAUUCCUAUAGACUCCACUACAAACGCCAUCAUCAUCCCCAUCGCUGUGCUUAUCGUGUUGGUGGUUGCUGUAGUCACAGUUUGCCUCGUCAAGUGGCAAACCAAGAAAGAGCGAGAGGACCGGCAGCUCAAGCGACAGAUGAAGAAGACCUACGGCACUUCUGGCUCGUCAGAUGCCCCGCCCAACUACAACAUCCUGGAGACGACAAACACAACAUUCGUCUCCGGGGCAACCACCACGCCGCGUCAUGGCAAUGGGAACAAAGUCGUGCCUGAUGAGUAA